Messenger RNA from Pocillopora verrucosa, 3077 nucleotides. RefSeq names its product heparan sulfate glucosamine 3-O-sulfotransferase 1-like. Gene Ontology annotation, molecular function: sulfotransferase activity. Lineage: Eukaryota; Metazoa; Cnidaria; Anthozoa; Scleractinia; Pocilloporidae. The record is from RefSeq and is a predicted model, not a curated record.
UUUCGGCUGAAAACUCUUGUGCGAGUUUACCAAAGAAGCAGCGGGCGGGAUUGACCAAUAUAUCUCACGUCGAAACUUUUUUACCAACUUUAAAUUUGAUCAAGAGAAUCAUAUUUUCAAACUGUUCAUUCAGGCCAAGGUGUAAGCUCAUCGACUUAAUGGGUCAAUUUAAAAUUCCUUGAUAUUUUUUUCAUGUUCAAAAAACUAUGACAAACUGCUUUUAAAGAAGGGACACUUUCGAGAGAUCAACAGCUUACUCAUUCAGAAAAAGCUCCACCAACUUCACAAGCCUGCAAAGUUUCAAACAGGAACUAACUGGAUAGCUUGUAUAAACGGCCUGUGCAGACAACUUAUAUCACGAGGUGAUACUUUCAGAAGACUUGGGGAGGAAUAGUACACUGAUGAAAACAGAACAAUGAUGCGAUCAUGCCGACAGAGAUACUUUUGUAGCGCGCUUCUGUUCCUCGUAACAACGUUUAUGUACUGUUUAUUCUACGGUCAAAUAAUACCAGUCAGAGAGCUCACGAAAAACUACGAAAUUCCUUAUGAGGAAGUGUUUGCAAUAAAUACACAGGAAUCAUUGGGGCAAACUGAAAACGCGAUUCAAGAUACAGACGACGCAAUCAUCUUUGAUUCGAUCACAGAAAACGAAAAAAACUUACAACAAAAGCUAGCAGACGACGAAACCGCCAGUCACCAAAUCGAAGGUAACACAGGAUCACAACAGAGCGGGCUUUCAAACUAUGUGAUGACCAAUGAAGGAAACGAAAGCGAAACGGAGUUGAAACAAAAAAGACUUCCAAAUGCUCUUAUCAUUGGAAUACGAAAAGGAGGAACAAGAGCACUUUUGGAUUCUCUUGCGCGUCAUCCCAGCGUGCGAGCUUGUUCACGAGAACUGCAUUUCUUUGACGAACAAGACAACUAUAAGCGAGGCUUGGAGUGGUACAGAAAUCAAAUGCCUAAGUCUUUGAAAAAUGAAAUCACAAUUGAGAAAACACCAGCCUAUUAUGUUACUCAAGAUGCUCCUCGUCUGAUUUACAACAUGUCCCCGGAUGUUAAGCUGUUGGUGAUAGUUCGUGACCCGACUGUGCGUGCGAUUUCAGAUUACGCGCAAAUCUUCGAUAAAUAUCAGGGCAAGAUCAGACCAUUCGAGGAAUACGUCACCAAAAAUGGCACAGUGCUAAAAUAUAGCAAAAUAGUCCAAACUGGCGUCUACAUAACUCAUCUAAAAAAUUGGUUGAAAUAUUUUCCUCUAGAGCAAAUUCUCUUCGUAAAUGGCGAAGAACUUAUCAAAAACCCCGUCCCAGAAUUGAAAUUGGUAGAGAAAUUCUUGGGACUAAAACCAUUCAUUGAUGAAAAGUUAUUCUACUUCAACGAAACUAAGGGUUUCCCGUGUUUAGUUCCACCCACUCAAACGAACGGUGAACCAACCAAAUCUGGAUGCUUGUCAAAAGACAAGGGUCGACCACACCCUCACGUGAACGAAGAUGUCGUGACAUUAUUGCGUGACUAUUACAAGCCGUUAAAUGAAGACUUUUAUAGGACUGUUAGCAGAAAUUUCCAAUGGCCUUAGUCAAUUAUCCUUCUCAUACCUGCCGUGUUGCAAAUAACAUUUCACAUUUCUUAAGUAAGUUACGUCUGAAUAUUUGAAAACUACCUCAACUUGAUAGACACUACCAGAUAUGAGUUCGUUAUGAUGGCGAACUAUGAGAUCAUGAACUCGAAAAAAAAUUAGCCUCAAAAAGGACCGUGACCACUCAAAUCUGCAAUGUUGUCGCGUAAUCUUUUGAGAAAAUAAUAAAAAAAAAAUUAAGAAAAAACAAUGAUGGCCAAAGAUACACCUGGUUCGAGAGUGCCAGGAUAAAGUUUAGGGACACAACGAUGAUGGUCCACUCUAAGGGGCGUGGUCAAGGCUACAAAUGACAGGAACAAGGUUUCGAGACGACGAGAUUCCAUUGUUCUAUGUAUGAAAUUUAAAAGAACUUUAGGUAUUUCACAGAAAUUAACCAAUCACACAGCUCAUGUGCGCAGCGGGUCCAGGCCUCUAAUCUUAACAAAUUUUAUGACCCCUAUAAAUGAUCUCAAAGUACCAAUCAGAAUGUUCUUCGACGUUACAAUGGUGUUUUACGAUACUAGUCGCAAUAGACUACAAGAAAAAUAAGUCCUUAUUGACUAAGUAGGAGGGCAAGAAGGGAAAAAGUUUUAAGCCCAAGACCAUGAGGUACGGACCAAACACAGUGAGGUCCACACCUCACGAUUGAGAGCCAAAUAUCUAACCAUUCGGCCCGACCAAACUCAGUUAAUAGGCAUUUUUUUUCAGAUGAACGUCGCUUUUUUUCAGAUGAACGUCGCUGCUCGCAUCAGGGAUGACCGUACGGCUAUUGCAGGCUCUGCUCGCGCCAUCGCCUACGGCCCUUUUACUGGGCGGGGGAGGGACGGGGACGUACGGGUAAUGUGAUAAAAAAAACAUCGGUCGAGGAGGAGAAUGAGAAUUCGUCUCAACUUGGAGUUGUGUAAGAAAUAAGCCUGAUUAAAGAAUGUGUGAUCACGAUUUAGUUAACGAAUGUGCCUGACGAAGCAAUAUGAAGUGAAAGGUUUUUUAUUUUACCUGUUCCAAAAUUCCCUGGUGACAACGGGUUCCUGUAGCCAUUCUUUCUCUUAGUGGGUAAACCUAAUGACAGGCCAUUCAGGUUGUGAUCUAAUUCUGUUGAUGUUUUACGAUGAGAGGGUGUACUCUGCGAAUUAACAAGAACAUACAGCAAGUUCUAGCCACUUGUAACACUGAAGAGCCAUACAUCAAACCUACGAAAUAUGCGGCGAAAUGGAAUCCGUUUGACAAAUUGACGAUUUCAACGGAAAGAGCCAGUUAAAAGGUCACCGUUUAUUGAUACAAAAUUAUUUCAUAUAUAUGGAACCCACACUCUGUUUAACAAAUAGAUCCACGUUACCGUGCGUCUGUUCUGUAGUAUAUAGAUUUAGCCAAGCCUAAAAGUGGAGCUCGCAUUUUUUUUCCCGCACGUCUCAAGGGUACAACACCUUGCCCCGGCCAGGGCUAGAACCCGGGUCGUCCGACUCGG